GAGGACGUGUUGGUGGUGACGUUCUUUGUGACACAGGAACACGGUCUCCUCCUGCAGGACUCGCAGCCUAAACCUGCUACGCUGCUCUCUCUACUGGCUUUAGAUACACCGUAUUACUAUUAUAUUUGCAAGCUCUUAUUUCGGAGGGGAGGCCUCGUUCUCCCUGAUCUGGGUGAGGGUGGAGAUCAGGUGGUCUCGACUCCCGCCGCUGCGCCCCAGGUGCCUUCGUCCCCUCAGAUGGUAGUACGACGAGCCCUCCGAGACUUUGUGGGGUUGGAGAGCUGCGAGAAGCAGACCCGAGAUGCCAUGCUGAACUUUAGCUUCUACCUCACUAUAGGGGACAUGGAUGAAGCAUUUAAAGCCAUCAAACUCAUCAAGAGGUACAUGCACAAAGACGCCGGUUCAACACUCAUGCACUCGCAUCUUACCAGAGUGAUGAUGUUCAUAAUAAGUAAAUGUGCAA
Sinocyclocheilus rhinocerous is the source of this 463-nucleotide messenger RNA. Its product is annotated as intraflagellar transport protein 140 homolog. The record is from RefSeq and is a predicted model, not a curated record. Gene Ontology annotation, cellular component: intraciliary transport particle A; axoneme; ciliary basal body. Gene Ontology annotation, biological process: intraciliary retrograde transport. The annotation marks the transcript as partial. The transcript is spliced from 3 exons. NCBI's taxonomy places the organism in Eukaryota, Metazoa, Chordata, Actinopteri, Cypriniformes, Cyprinidae.